CAUGCAUCCACUGUGAGGAAGUGUUUGGCAUCGUGGGAGAAAAUUUUACUUUUCCAGUAAAAAUAGACCAAAAAAUUUCAGAAAUUAUUUGGACGAAAAACAAGGAUAAAGUGGCUGAAUGGGAAGGGCAAGACAAACCGAUAUAUUUUACUUCUCUCCGUAACAGAGGCUUGCUUAACAUGGAGAAUGGGAGCUUGACUAUAUUUAACUUGGAGGACAGUGAUACUGGCAUAUACGUGUUACAGUACUUGGAUUCUCUGAAAACAAAUCAUGAAAGAACUUUCAUGCUUCUUGUGUUACGUCCCCCUUCAGAACCUAAAAUAAGUUGCAACAGCAGUGGUGAUAACCUUGUGUUAAAAUGUGCAGCAGAUUUCCAGAAGCCUCUGUAUUACACUUGGAAGUUUGAUGGCCAACCACUUAAUAUUCAGUCCCAGGAAGUUUCCAUCCCUGAAAACAGUGACACUCCCGAUAAAGUUACAUGUUCAAUUAAAUUCUCUCAAACGGAAAAGAGCUCUGAAAUCUCUUUGACUCAAUGCUUUCUAAAUAAAACAGGAGUUGGCUAUCACAAAAGAAGUCAUGGUGGUCUUGCUGUGGCUUUUGUUCUCCUAAUUGUAGGAGUUGUAGGAAUACUAGCAUUGCUUUGCAUAAGAGCUAUCUCUUCACAAGCUGUUGAAGGUGAGAAUGAAAAGCCUGAAGCAGACAAAGAAUUGAACAAGGACGACAAUCCCCUGAAAGACAAGCAGACGGUGGACAAUGAUGUAAAUCAGGAAG
Balearica regulorum gibbericeps (East African grey crowned-crane) is the source of this 771-nucleotide messenger RNA. NCBI's taxonomy places the organism in Eukaryota, Metazoa, Chordata, Aves, Gruiformes, Gruidae. The record is from RefSeq and is a predicted model, not a curated record.